This is a messenger RNA of Dunckerocampus dactyliophorus (ringed pipefish), 7210 nucleotides long. RefSeq names its product slingshot protein phosphatase 1b (gene ssh1b). The transcript has 15 exons. Gene Ontology annotation, molecular function: protein tyrosine/serine/threonine phosphatase activity; actin binding. Gene Ontology annotation, cellular component: cytoplasm. NCBI's taxonomy places the organism in Eukaryota, Metazoa, Chordata, Actinopteri, Syngnathiformes, Syngnathidae. The record is from RefSeq and is a predicted model, not a curated record. Gene Ontology annotation, biological process: actin cytoskeleton organization; protein dephosphorylation; negative regulation of actin filament polymerization. The coding region runs from base 273 to 2603 and encodes 776 amino acids.
UGCCCCGCUUGCAUGCACCCGCACACUGUUUUGUUUGUCUCCUUACAUGCAAGCCAGCAAUGACAUCGCCAUGGGUCUCCAUGCUCCGUCCAAAGCGCUGGAGCUCUGCUAGGACUCGCCUGGUGGACCGUCCAGGGGAGCGGCGUGCAGGCUGCUGGAUGCGAGUCUGACUCGGCGUUUUAUUUUUUUUCUUCUCCCCGGUGACAGCAGAGGCGGUCAGCGGCGCAUCUUCCCACAUCCUUUUCCUCCUCCUCCUUUGCAGGACGCCGAUCAUGGCCCUGGUGACUCUGCAGCGUUCUCCCACCCCCAGUGCAGCAUCCUCGGCCAGCACCACCAACAGCAGUGCGGGGGAGGAUUUUGGAAGUGAUGAUGACCGAAAAAAUAACCAAUGCCUCAGCGAGAGCUUCUUCAUGGUCAAAGGCGCAGCCCUAUUCCUCCAGCAGGGCGGCAGCACAGAGGGACCCAGGACUCCCACCCAUCACAAACAUGCAGGUGACUUACCUCAACACCUGCAGGUCAUGUUUAAGAUCCUGCGCUCUGAAGAUCGCAUUAAGCUGGCUGUGCGGCUGGAGAGCGGCUGGUCGGAGCGGGUUCGAUACAUGGUGGUCAUCUACACAAACGGCCAUCAGGAUACGGAGGAGAACAUCGUCCUGGGAAUGGACUUCACUGACAAAGACAGAAAAAGCUGCUCCAUUGGGAUGGUGCUGCCCUUGUGGAGUGACACCAACAUCCACUUAGAUGGAGACGGAGGCUUCAGUGUGAACACAGCGGGUCGCUCUCAUGUCUUCAAGCCUGUAUCAGUGCAGGCCAUGUGGUCUGCCCUGCAGGUCCUCCACAAGGCAUGCGAGGUGUCACGCCGCUUCAACUACUUCCCGGGAGGCAUCGCUCUCACGUGGAUGGCCUUCUACGAGAGCUGCAUCACAUCAGAGCAGAGCUGCAUCAACGAGUGGAAUGCUAUGACCGACUUGGAGACCACCCGGCCCGAUUCCCCUACCAUGUUUGUAGACCGGCCGACCGAAAGGGAGCGGACUGAGUGCCUCAUUAAAGCAAAGCUACGCAGCAUCAUGAUGUUUCAAGACUUGGAGAACAUCACUUCCAAGGAGAUCCGUACGGAGCUGGAGCAGCACAUGAGUUGUAACCUGACAGAAUACAAGGAGUUCAUCGAUAAUGAGAUGUUGUUGAUACUGGGACAGAUGGACAAGGCCACAGUCAUCUUUGACCAUGUCUAUUUGGGCUCAGAAUGGAACGCUUCCAACCUAGAAGAACUGCGUGAUUGUGGAGUGGGCUACAUUCUAAAUGUGACCAGGGAGAUAGACAACUUCUUCCCGGGGAUGUUCUCCUAUCAUAAUGUCCGCGUGUACGAUGAGGACGGCACGGACCUGCUAGCCCACUGGAACGACACGUACAACUUUAUUGUCAAAGCCAGGAAGAACAGUUCCAAGUGCCUGGUGCACUGUAAGAUGGGUGUAAGCCGCUCCGCUUCGACUGUUAUCGCCUAUGCUAUGAAGGAGUAUGGCUGGCCUCUGGAGAAAGCGUAUAACUUUGUCAAGCAGAAACGAAGCAUCGCUCAGCCGAACGCGGGUUUCAUGAGACAGCUGGCAGAAUAUGAGGGAAUACUGGACGCAAGUAAGCAGCGGCACAACAAGCUGUGGAGACCAGGAAGUGAUGAGGAAGGCUCAGAUGAGCUACAAGCAUCCAGCCAGGGUUCAGGCCAAGAGGGAGAAGAGGAAGCCUGGGGAGGUUGUGGGGCGUCGCCGUGUAGAGGUCUGGAGAUGGAACCCCUCGACUCCCUCAACUACAACUACUACUUCAGACGCCUGUCGGACUCUGCGUUAGACAGCGAGCCCUCGACCCCAGUGCGGGGCCCCCCUCUCCUCGGAAUGGAGAGAGUCUUCAUUGAGAUCGAAGACGUGGAGAGAGACGCCCUCCUGGAGGACGAGGGCUUCCCCAUGGCUCAUCUAACGUUGCCGGGCGAGGGCACGGCCGCUCAGACAUGCGGGCGACUCGACCCCUUGGAGGACAUGAGGCUGAGGCUGGAGUUCAGCACGCUUGAGGAAGAGGACGAAGAAGAAGCCAAGAAGGAGGAGGCCGAGAUGGCCGCCCUGGCUCAAACCCCCGCUCAUUCCGAGGGGAAGCGAUCCGGGGAAGAGAGCCGGUUAGGCCUCGCCAACUUGAACACCAACAACAGCAACCGGCUUGCUGCCAAACGCAGCUGCCCGGCCGCCUUUGAUGACAGUGCCAGCACUGGCAACCCUUUAAAAGUCAAACCCUCCUACCAGUCUUGUAAAGACUGCCUUCGCCUACCACAAGGGCGGCGCUGCGACCGUCCAGCAGGGGGACGUUCCCACCGCCUUAACCCAUCUCGCCACUGCACUCUCCCCACCAUCUGCAUAGACCCUCCUGGAACCAUUUUUACUUCCAGUCCACUUGUCUCCAGUAGCCACCUUUACCGUUGUUCCCCCACCACAGUCCCGUUAGACAACCGUCAGAAAGUGGUGUCGCCCAUGAGCUGUGAAGACCCAACACACGUGUCUAACUCAGUAGAGACUAUGGAUGAAGCUGAGGUGGACGGUCAGACUGGAAAUCCAGCAGAAAUCCAGUGAGGGGACCAAAUGCCAUGUGGAAUUGGAGAAUCUGCCAAAUUGGACCCGGAAGAAUCAGCUGGUGCCUUGACUGAGUAGCCUGAGCUUGGGCGACAGAGUUGACUGUCCUGGCUUUGAAGUGUUGGCCGCCCAAAGCUGCAAAGCUGCAAUCAAGCUGCUUGAAGGACCAAUGAAGCUGGUUAGCAUCCAAUCAGACUUGGACUAAAGACCCUUCUGGAACCUGACUGAGGACCUUUGAGGAUUUUUACAAAGUAGGAUGGAUGGUGAGAUCCCAGGUUUGUGGUCCUUUGAACUGCAAAGAAAUGAUGGCCAUGCGAAGGAAAAUACCUAAAAUUGGUGUUCUGUGCUGUAUACAGUAUUCCACAAUUCAACUCAUAAACAGUACUUACUACUGAAGAAGCUUGAUGAUCGUUUUCAGUCAGAGCGCCAAGACUAUGUCCCGAAAAGAGAAUAUUUCAAAUUAAAAGCAUUGCAUUGUUUACAGGAUUUGAGGCUGUGACCACACUUAUUUGAUACUCUGGUAUUGACAGAUAUUGUACACUGCAAAAACUCAAGUCCAAGCAAGAUGAAAUAUAUGAAAUGAAAGUCAAAAAUACUUAUUUUUCACUACAAAUAUUUUUUUUCUUACCAUGCCCUUAUUAGCACAACACAACGGCAACAGAACCAAUGUUGUAAUAGCGUCAAGGAGCGUAUGAGAAGCUGGAAAGUUGAAAACUCUUUGGUCACGUGUCAUUUAUUAUCAAGUAUGCAGCAAUACAACACAGCAGCAACAGAACCAAUGUUGUAAUAGUGGUAAGGAGCAAACUGCGCAGCCAGCAUUAAUACCGCUGAUGAGUUCAUUGUAAACAACAAUACAGCAACAUGAGUUUCACUCCAUCAGCUGGGUAGCAACAUUUUAAAGUAAACGCAGAGGUACAUAAAGCUGCUGGAUGCUGACCACUUAUGAUAUUUCGAAUGCAACUACUGCCAUCUUGAGGAGUUAAUUAAAAAAAAACCUACAUCACGAGGGUUCGUUGGUGUGUCAUCACCCAGAGCUAAUUAGAGCGCUUUGUAGACGCACCCGGCGACGAUAGGAGACUUUGCGGUUAAUAAACAAAAUAAUAUAGAUAUGUAUCUAUACGAUAUAUGUAUCUCAGAUAUGAGUUUGCAUUUCUUAAGUAAUUGUUCUCCCAUAGUAAGAAAAAUACCAGUUCAGUCAAAAAUGAGCACUUUUGACCUUGAUUUCGCUGACAAUUGUGUUUUUUGCAGUGUACAUGGUGCGUUUUGCAUCACAAAUUUGGUCCUGGUUCACUGGCGUUUUUAUCAUUAGACCAAAAAUAGAAUUAUUAGAUUUUUUUUUUCUAAAAGAGUCAGGAGUUCCCAUGCUUUUGGCAGUUAAUGUGUUGUUCAGUGGACUUUGGCUUUGAACACCCAUGCAUGGCUUCACAGUAUUGCAGCAUUAAAUCUGCCACUUAUUUUAUUCAUAUAGAAACACUCUUGUGCCACUCCAGUCUUUUACAUAAUGAACACUCUUUUUUUUAAAUAGAUAUAUAAUUUGUGCCACCAAUCCAAAGAUGCCGUGCACAUGUUUACUGUUUGGUUGAUCUUGCUGUUUUGGCACGCUGGGUGUGCUGGACAUCUUCACAGGGCAUGCAGAAAAAGAGCGAAUGCGCGUUAUUCAACCACCAUGAGGAUACUGUAUAUUUUUUUUUUGUGGAUGUUGUUUUUCUUUAAUUAGAUCAGUAGCUCAACAAUACUUCCUCUUGUUCUCCAUCCUAACUGGAUCCUUGCGUGGAGCUGCCGGGUUGCUCCGCAAGUUAGAUUUCAAUCAUUAGUUGUUGUUUUUUUUUGCCUUUACCCUCUUUUUAACCUUUUAAUACCGACUGAACAUGAUGUAACUGCAUUCAGCUAAGUUCAUUUUGAGGCGACUCAUACAAAAUUUGGGAAAACAAUCUGCCUUGCUAAUGUAAGAAUGUAAACAAAUGAAUAACAAUAGGUACCGUGAGAUUAAUAUUGUGAUUCCCAUUUACAUGACUGGAUGUGACAUUUGGGUUGGGUUGCCCCCUAUGGGUCGUGGUCAGAAUGCUUUAGAAGACACGCUUGCAAACAUGUAAUACAGAUAUCCUCAAAGUUUUGAUUCAUUAGACAAAUGGGUCAGUGACUAGUGAGUAAUUAGUUGCAAAGUUGCUAAGUAGUGAUGUCCAAUACCACUGAUACUGAGUCAAAUUCAGGCUUGUGUCGGCGAAACCGAUCCCAUACCGAUACUUUGUGCAAACUCACCUGUGUCUGGCAAAUUUGAAAAAGUAGUGUAUUUCAGUCCAGGGUGUACCCCGCCUGUCGCCCGAAGUCAGCUGGGAUAGGCUCCAGCAUACCACCGGUACCCUAAUGAGAAGCGGCAUAGAAAAUGGAUGGACGUAUUUCAUAUCAUAGCAUCAAGAAUACAAGACAUUCGAUUAAUUUAUCAAUGAAAUAAAUUAUUAAUUGAAGUUAUUUAUUUGAAACCCUCAUUACGGUUACGGUUUUUAACAUUAUUCGAGCCCUGUUGACAUGAAAAUAACAACCCCAAGUCACCUUUACACUUCUAUUAUUCAUUGUUUACACAACAUUAGGUAACUCUAAUGCUGCAAGGUCUCGAGACGGGCACUAGCUAGCAAGCUAACAAGCUAGUGAGCUAGCGAGCUAACCAUUUAGCCUGGAAUUGAUUUCUUCUGAACUUUUAAGAAGACAAAAACUUACUGCUUCCACACGGAAUGGGAGGAGAAUUAUGUGUUCAUGCAGUUUCAAGGUAAUGUAAUGUAAGGUUUUGUGUCAUUACUGCCACCUAGUGACCAGAAUACUACAUAUCACUUGUUUUUCAAUAUGUUUUUACUAAUAAUAGACCGUAGUCCAUCACGAAACAGCGAUUAUUUAUUAAUUAGUGUAAUUAAUUUAUGAAAAAAAGAAGGAGCGAUAAUUCGAACUGCGAUAAUGCGAGGGACGACUGUAUAUUGAGGUAGCGGGGUGAUUUACAAUAUAGCUAAUAUACAACAACACAAACAACAGAGGACAAAAUCAUGUAAGAUAUGUGAAAAUUGUAUUUUAAACAUUAAAAAAAGAAAAUAAGUAAAAUAAAAUAAUAAAACCAUUAAAAUAAAUGAUGAAUUAUGAAGAACUACUAUAAGAAUGGAAACUUUAUUCACACAUGGCUCCAUUUACCAUCGGUCAACGUUUCAACAAAUGUUGCAGACAAACAUUACCUUAAAUGACUGACGCAUCAAAAGUAUCGAUAUUUUGAUUUGAGAAUUGAUUUUAGAGCACAAAGAGCAGGUUUUUGAAGUAUUGAUAUUUCAGUAUCGACCCACACUUCGCUUUUGCCAAGGUGUUUGGUUUGAUGGCGGCCAUGUUUUCAACCAAUCUUGCUCAAAUUUUACAGAUAUGUGCUUGUCCGUCCCCUAAAGAUGUGUACGUUGUGUGUGUACAUUUUGUGUUGAUUUGGCUCAACACGCUAAAGUUGCAGCGGGUGUUUCAUAGAUUAAUAACGGCACCACCGUGUGGUGUAUUUGUCAGAAAAAUAAUAACACAGGCAACACAAUAGGAGUGCGUGUUUUGACACAUUUUCACCCUUUUGUGUGCAGCAAUUCUGGAGUAGAAGAGUGUUUUUCACAUACUAUGCUUGUCUAAAUAUAGUAAUAGAACAUUGUCAAUCUCACUUUAGCUUGUCAUUUGUUUACAGCUUACAUUGGCGAGUAAAGAGGUUCACUAUUACGAUAAAAAGGUCCAUAUAUGGGAAUAUCCAGCCCAAUGUCAAACGGUCACAUCUUUACAUCAAUAAAUGAACAUAAACAGAAUAAAUAGGCUAGCUUUGACUAAGCUAACUAGCUAGUCUAUUUUCAUUGAAGCGAAACUACAAAAACUACAAUCGGUUGACAAUACUAUUCAAAAUCUAAGAAAAAUCCUUCUAUUUGUGUUCCCUGUCCACAACACUGUUCACAUCAUGUUUUUAAUACUUUUCUUUUGUAUUUAAGUGCCUUAAUCUCAGCCUUUAGCUAUUAGCGUCAUCAUAGGCUUAGCAAGCAUUAUUUACACCCUUACGUCUGAACACACCUCAGUAUAAAUCAUAACUUGGGACACAUAAUGUAUGCAAACACUUUUGUUGGUCGAUACAAAUAUAUAAAGGAUAUAUACCGUUCUUCAUGGACUUCCAUUUUAUGAAUAUUGUAUGUGUUUGAUGUUGUCGAUGAAGUGUGUGCUCCACUUGUAUGGGGUUCAAGCUGGCUGAAGAACCUUUUUUUUUAUUUAAAGCUGGGAUGAUUUCAAAUGAUUGCACUGUGUAUAUCAGUGUGUACUGAUUUUUCUGGUGGAUAUUAUGAAAGACACUGAAAAGUACUUCUUAUUAAGUUAAGGCUCUUUAACAGCCACUGACAAUCCUACUUAGAAGGCAUAUUCAAAGUCAAAAAUGGGAAUUUACAAAGCACAAGUCUGCUGCAAAGGAUAACCGAACGAGUGGCAUUUAUCAAACGCACCUACCUGGAUGCUCUGGUAUUGUUUUUGAUCACUUUUCACAAUGUUCAUUGUUUACAUUUUGUGUUCAAACGCUGUCCAGUCUGUUUAUUCUGUAAAUAAACCAUUGGAAUCAAACAUUUUUUAAA